AUGGCGGGUCUUCGUCUGUAUUUGGGCGCCGCGGCCGCCGUUGCAUCCCGCACACUAGCUGCUGUUACGGUCACGUACCCGGUUCCAUCGACAACACCAAGUAACUCUGUGGAGCUCGAUUCGGCGCCAGUGGGAGUCUCGAUGGAAUUCUUCAUGUGGCCGUCCUACAUGACCAACAUCAGCAUUGCUACAGACUGUCUCAAGCAUUUCGAUGAGCUGUACGGCAAGAAAACACCAACCCGCAUCGGUGGUACCACCCAAGACCGAGCGACCUACGACCCCGAUUUCGAUGGUUACGUCUCGUAUCAUGUGGACGAUCCUUUGGACGCUCCGAUGACUUUGACAUACGGCCCAAAGUUUUUUGAUCUGAUUUCGGCCUGGGGCGCAGAAACCACACUUGGAUUCAACAGAGGUGACAAUAACUUUACCAACACCAUGGAGGCAGCAUUGACUGCUCAGUCCAGGGCUGGAGAGUUUUUGUGGGCAAUUGAAUUAGGGAACGAGCCAGAUUUAUACUACCUUUACUGGAACAAACCCGUGGCCACAGCUCCAUGGAACGAAACACAGGAGGGUGCCAACGCGGCCCAGUGGGCGCAAGCUUUCAUCGACUCUUGGGAUGGGGAACAACCAAUUCUCUCGGCUGGUGUCUAUGGUGUACCACUUCCUCUCCAGCCAGGGUGGCCGAACAUGAUUUACCUGGUUUCAGAAGCCUACAACGAAACCGUAAAGGCCGGGACCAAGGUGUACUGUGCGCAUGCGUACGCGCUGUCGAAUGGCACGGACUUGCAGACCGAAAUGAAUCACGUCCGAACAGCCAGCGACAUAUCCCAGUUCAAGGACGAUGUUGCCCUAGUCAAUUCGAUUGGCAGAGAUCACAUCAUUGGCGAAGCGGGUUUCCAUGGUCAAGACGUCGAUAUUGAUGCCACACUCGGAGGUGCCGUCCAAAUGGUGGACAAAACGUUGUUGGCUACAUCAAUCGGCCUCAAGCAAAUUUACUACCACCAAGGCACUAUAAAUCAAGCCUACUUCAACUGGUGGUCAGACGACCAAGUGGAAGCGCCUUUCUAUGGAGGCUACUUUGCCGCCCUUGCUCUCUCUGGAGGUGAUCACAUCAUUGCGAGUGACAAUGGGACCGAUUCUUACGCCCAGUAUAUCAUCUACAAAGAUGGCUCGCCAUUCAAAGCAGUCUUGGUCAACACUGACUACUACUCCGGCACCGGUGGCAGAAAUCAGACAACCUUCACACUCACUGGUCUCUCUUGCUCGAAAACGGUCAAGACCCUCCGCAUGACUGCUCCAUCAAGUGACUAUACCACGACAGCAGAUACGUCUGUUGCACAACAACUGACCAUCGGAGGGCGAUACUUCUCGAACACAGACUGUGCCGCCAUCGGCGAAGAGCAUUUCGAAGAAGUCAAAACAUCUGGGGGCAAGGCUUCAUUUACCGUUGGAGCGUCUGAGGCAUUGAUCGUAUACUUGUAA
Molecule: messenger RNA, 1482 nt
Organism: Neoarthrinium moseri
Lineage: Eukaryota; Fungi; Ascomycota; Sordariomycetes; Amphisphaeriales; Apiosporaceae
Exons: 8
Coding region: 1-1482 (493 amino acids)
Source: RefSeq, a predicted model, not a curated record